This is a messenger RNA of Metarhizium brunneum ARSEF 3297, 957 nucleotides long. Lineage: Eukaryota; Fungi; Ascomycota; Sordariomycetes; Hypocreales; Clavicipitaceae. The record is from RefSeq and is a predicted model, not a curated record.
AUGUCCAUCCGGACAGUGGGCGUGGUUGGCACCGGGGUAAUCGGCUCCUCUUGGAUAGGCCUGUUUCUAGCCCGCGGCCUCCAAGUCAUUGUUUCCGAUCCUGCAUCAGGCGCGGAGCAAAAGCUCGCAGCCUACCUCCAAGCCAUCUGGCCGACCAUGCAAAAGUCGGGCCUGGCACCGAAUGCCGCAUUGACCAAUUACCGCUUCGUGGGUGCACAAUUCAAGCAUCAUUUUGCCAAUGUCGACUUUGUCCAAGAGAAUGCGCCCGAACGCAUCGAGUUGAAAACCGAUAUCCUUGGCGAGAUAGACGCCGCGACUCGCCCAGACGUUGUCAUUGCGUCGUCUUCGUCCGGCAUACCUAGUUCCCGGUUUAUAUCGAAAUGUGCCGUCAACGCAGGGCGCGUGCUCAUAGGACAUCCCUUCAAUCCUCCUCAUUUAAUGCCGCUCGUCGAGGUAGUCCCCCACGCUGAGACGGCGGCAGCGAGCACGGAAACAGCCAUGAACUUCUACAAGUCGCUGGGUCGAAAGCCCGUGCUUAUUCGCCAGGAGAUACCUGGCUUCGCGGCCAACCGUCUCCAGGCAGCGGUCUGCAAUGAAGCAUAUAGCCUUGUGAGCCGCGGUGUUUUAUCAGCACAGGAUCUAGGCGAGUCGACUUGUGAUACGUGUGUUACCAGUAGCCUUGGGCCGCGUUGGGCUGUUACCGGCCCGUUGCUGUCAAACGCCAUGGGGGGCGGAGGCGGCACCGACGGCUUCAAGCAUUUCCUGGAGCAUUUGGGGCCUGCCACCAGGAGUUGGAUGGACGAUAUGCAGGCUCAUGCGUUUCAGUGGACUCCCGAGGGUCUCGCGACGCUGCGGGAGAGUGUUGCUAAAGAAUUGCAGGGCAAGGAUACCAAGGAGCUGGAACGAAAAAGGGACCAGUGUCUUGUGGAAGUCCUCCGGGUCAAGGGUGACAUGUAG